AUGACCAAAGUCCAGGUGCUUCGAUAUUUUUCUCUUUGGAACCAGUCCGUCGCAGCUCUCAUGAGGCAGCUGGAGCCAGACAUCUAUCACUGUAUGGACUACCACGCAGCGCUUGCCCCGCUGUACCUCCCGGAGAAGCCGAUUCCGAUGAUCUUGGUCUUGCACAAUGCGGACUACAUGGGUGUCAUUGAAACGGACUUCAUCAACGACCGGUUCUGGAAGACCACCUCGACGAUGCGAAGACUGAGCCUCGUCUUCAACUUGCGCAUUCGGGCCAUCCGGAAGUACGUGCUCUUCGAAGGACGAUUCAACAUGCUCAAGGCUGGUGUGGCCUACAUCAAAGAGACGCAAAAUGGACAUGGAGUCUGUGCAGUGUCUGCCAACUAUGCAGCCGAGCUCAAGCGUGAGCGGAUGCUCUUCCGUGGUCUGCCCAACAUCCUGCCUUUGGAUAAUGCCACUGAUCCAGCGGAUGACCAGGGCACAGGUACGAAGGAGCUGAAAAGGAGGCGUUACGCCGCCAAGGCAGCGCUACAAAAACGCUGCAGCUUAAACGAGGACCCUGGAGCAAAGAUUUUAAUCUUUAUCGGCCGCUGGGUGAAGCAAAAGGGGGUGGACCACAUUGCAAUGCUGACGGAG
This is a messenger RNA of Symbiodinium necroappetens, 636 nucleotides long. The record is from the annotation of a GenBank genome assembly. Lineage: Eukaryota; Dinophyceae; Suessiales; Symbiodiniaceae.